AUGGCAAACUCAAGUAAUAUUGACCUUAUUAACGCGGCUUUUUCGGCCGUAAUGGGAACCCACAACUUUAUAUCUGAGAAAGAAUUUCAAGAUAGACAAGCCCGUGGUGAAACUAAAUAUAAUGGUACAUCAUAUCAACAAGUUGACUUAAACGAGUUUCAUCAGAUUAAUCUUGUUGGCAGUAAUCUGAAUACUGUCAAUGACUUGGACACUGAUUUUAACCGUCGGUGCACAUUGGAUCCAUCUAAUCCUUAUCUAGGACAAAUUAUUGUUAUGACGCUCACUGGUAAACUCAUAAAACUUGAUUGUAAUAGAAAUGAUACUAUUGGUACUAUUAAGAUGAAAAUUCAAGAUAAAGAAGAUAUUCCGCAAGAUCAACAAAGAUUAAUUUUUUAUGGGAAGCAAUUAGAGGAUGGUAGAACGCUUUCUGACUACAAUAUUCAAAACGAGAGCAAAUUGCACAUGGUUUUACGUCUACGUGGAGGUGGAUGUAUAAUUAGUUACCUAAGUGUGAGUACUUUGGACCCGCCAUAUGACUACGAUUUUACAAAUAUUAAUGAUCUAGGUGUGACAUAUAUGCGAGGAAAUAUACAAUAUAAAAGACCAUGUGGAUGGAAACGCAUCGCUUUAAAGGUUACUGGAAGGUAUGAUAAUGGAAAUAAUAAAUGGCUUGGUACUGAUGAAAAUGCCUGGCCAGUAUCGUAUCAUGGCACUGCUAAACAUAAUGCAAAAUCAAUUGCUGAAGAUGGUUAUGAUUUAAGCAAAGGAAUUAGAUUCGCUUAUGGGCGUGGAAUUUAUUCAACACCUGACGUACAUAUAGCUGAACAAUAUGCGACGAAGUUUGUAUUUGAAGGAAAUACAUAUGUGAUGAUAUUUCAGAACCGAGUAAAUCCUGCUAGUUUAAGAAGAAUUCCUGUUGGAAAUGGCGAGUAUUGGGUUUCAGAAAAAGGCGAAGAUGUCAGACCGUAUGGAAUUUGUAUUAAAAGAAGUAACUAA
Molecule: messenger RNA, 996 nt
Organism: Racocetra fulgida
Lineage: Eukaryota; Fungi; Glomeromycota; Glomeromycetes; Diversisporales; Gigasporaceae
Source: the annotation of a GenBank genome assembly